ACGAGUCUUUUCUCGGCAUUUAUGUGCUUUCGUUUCUCGUUCGUGAGCUCUCCAUCAUCUUAUUACUCCUUACUGUUGACAUUUUGCUCCAGCCUUGAAACGAAACACUGUAGCAUUGUUUCGCUCCACACAUGAAGGUCUGCGCUUGUCCUCCUCCUCCUCCAACUCCCCGUUCUUCUCUUGCAUCGAUUGUUUCUUCUGUGAGUUUGAGGGAGCCAUGCAUCUCUAUGCUGUCCACUAUAAUUGCCAAGCUGACCUGUGCAAUUCUGACUCUCUUAUCUGCAGAAGUGGGUGCAAUAUUGGGAGUCCUGAUAGGAGCUUUUGCUGGCCUGAAAACGGAGAAGGGAUUUCUCCAUGGAGCCAUAACUGGAGCGGCAAAUGGGGUCAUUUUAUCCAAAAAGAUCCUUGAAAUAUUACUUGCUACGUGGGAUUCUAAUGAUACAGUAAUCGCAUGCUUCUUUUCUUUGCUUGACUCAGUUGCAUAUAUCAUGAGUGGAAGAUACCAUCCUCAACGAUUCAAUCCAACCAAAAUAGAUGAAGAAGAGAGUGAGGUUGAUAUUGUCAUCCUCGUCGAUGCAACCUACAAGCUGAUAUGAUAUAUAACAAGGUGUCCAUGCACUUCCCUAAAAGAAGUUUUCAAAUAUUAUUUAUUUAAUAAGAGAUCAUAAAUAAUUAAUGGAUACUUUUAUGGUCUGUAAUUUAUUAAUAUUCUAUUAUUUUCAGGCUUUUAGUUUUCUAUUUUGUUUUGAUGCAAAAGACAAGCAUUAUAUGAUCAAGUUGUGCGUACCAUCACUUUGGUGGCGUUGAACCACAAUUUA
Populus euphratica (Euphrates poplar) is the source of this 818-nucleotide messenger RNA. Its product is annotated as NEP1-interacting protein 1-like. Lineage: Eukaryota; Viridiplantae; Streptophyta; Magnoliopsida; Malpighiales; Salicaceae. The coding region runs from base 132 to 596 and encodes 154 amino acids. The transcript is spliced from 4 exons. The record is from RefSeq and is a predicted model, not a curated record.